Molecule: messenger RNA, 1208 nt
Organism: Biomphalaria glabrata
Lineage: Eukaryota; Metazoa; Mollusca; Gastropoda; Planorbidae
Product: 39S ribosomal protein L44, mitochondrial
Exons: 10
Coding region: 63-1127 (354 amino acids)
Biological process (GO): primary miRNA processing; regulation of gene expression; rRNA processing
Cellular component (GO): nucleus
Molecular function (GO): double-stranded RNA binding; ribonuclease III activity
Source: RefSeq, a predicted model, not a curated record
GCAUGCAUGUACAAAAAAAAAAAAACAAAAAAAAAACGGAAGUUUUUAUUUUGUAGAACAAAAUGUCAGCCUCUAUAGUUCGUUCUUGUGCUUUUGCACAACAAAUGACAUUGAUGACAUUGCGAACGUGUGCUACUUCUGUUUAUCAUGUAUCUAAAAGAAAUUAUGACCAAUAUCGUAUGAAAUAUUUGCGAGAAAUGUAUAAGAGGAGGCUUGAAGUUGGUCCAGAAAAAGAAAGGCGUAGGUCUGAAUGGAUCAACUGGAAUUAUGACAGUGAAAUAUUUGCGUUCGGAAAGCGUCUUGGAGAAGAAUUUAAUGAAACCACUAUCAAACAAGCAUUCAUUCACAGUUCUUAUGUUGAGAAGGAAAGGGCAAAGAGAGCAGAACUGGGACUUAACUUGAAAGAUUUAACUUUUGAUUUGGAAGAUAACUCAGAAUUAGCAGAAAAAGGGGCAGAUCUAAUCAGUAACUAUGUGAAAGUCUACUUGAGGAACAUGUAUCCAUAUUUUUUUGAGGAAGGCAUAUGUGCAAUCCAUAACUACCUAGUAUCUGAAAGUAUGUUAUCACACAUUGCUAAACAUAUUGGAUGUGGGGACUUGAUUCUGUCAGAAGAUUUCCCAGUCUUGCCCUCAACACUGAGUCAGACAUUCAAAGCUGUUGUUGGUGCUGUGUUAAAAGAUAGGGGUCAAGAAAAAGCUGAGACUUUUGUUAGAGAUUUUGUUCUCCCUCAACUAAUCAGCAAAGAUAUCAAUGAGCUGUGGGAAGUAGUGAAUCCUAUGGGACUCUUGACUGCUGUGUUAGCUUUGAUUGGGAAAGGUCCACCAGAACCAAGGUUACUUUGGAAGUCUGGCGCUAACACUAUCAUGGCAUUGUACUGGGUGGGGAUCUACAGUGAUAAACAGCUCGUAGCCAAAUCACCUGGAGAAACAGUUACAAUUGCUGAAGAAAUGGCAGCUCGGGAAGCCCUAAAGAAACUGAUGAAGACAGAAGACAGCAGAUCUCCAUUAAUCCUGGGCAGAAUGGCAGACAAUUUGAAGUUGGACUACAAGAAGGUCAACAUGAGUGCAGCAGAAGUUUUAAAAAAUUACUACAGUCAACUCAAGAAACAAAACACAGCCUCUGCAUGAACAUUUGGAAAAGAAAGUUGUUUUUUUAUUAAGAAAGAAUGAUAUCUAUUUGUAUGUAAAAUAAAUUUGAUUCUAAACAUU